This is a messenger RNA of Protopolystoma xenopodis, 420 nucleotides long. The record is from the annotation of a GenBank genome assembly. NCBI's taxonomy places the organism in Eukaryota, Metazoa, Platyhelminthes, Monogenea, Polystomatidea, Polystomatidae.
GCACCUCGUCACCUGCUCUCUCUCCAUCGAGCCAUCCAUAGCCGAUUGCUGUCUGCCUGCCGCCAUCUUUGUUGUCAAUCUGACAGUUCCUCUUCUAUCUGCUCUCCCUUCACCCCUCAUGUUGACGCUUUGUGUCAUUGUUGUGCACCCUCAAUCGAUAUUCCACUAAUUCUCUUUGACAACUCUAAUGAAGCGUCUUCUUCGUCAGCAUUUUCCUCGUCCAGCAUCCCCGUCAAUAUUUGCCUUCCUCAGCUUGUCUUUGCUCCGUGGAAGGCUAACAGUGAAGUGAACUCCUCUCUGAAAUUUCCUGACUCUCUGGAAAGCCGGCUGGCAGACGGACAACUCCAAAGCAAUUCUGUACCCUUGGAUUUCGGCACAAGCGUUUCUGGAGUUAUAUCACCUGCACCAACAUCCGCGUGA